AUGCCCUACCCCGUAAAAGAGGUCUGGCCAUCGGAGAGUGUGGAAUGUGCGAUGUUCGAGCCCUUCGAGAACGCCGUCCAAAGCUUCCGCGUCCAGGCCAAUCAGAAGCAUCGGUACCCGUAUUCGCCCUCCCAGCAUUUCGACGCCAUCCGCCAGAAUGGGCGUAGACCGCUGCGGAAGCUUAGUGCCCGUACUGUCGCUGACGUCCUGGCCGACUUCUCCGAGAAUCACGUCAUCCUGUACGUGCGCAGCGACAAAAAUAAUCAUUUUGAAUACCGGCUUCGCCCUGCGAGAGAUCCCAAGGCACUCUCCCAUAAUGAGCCCAUCCCGCCACCCAGAUACGUCGAGCACUGCGAUGCGCCACCCGCACCCAAAGAGCGGUCCUACAGAACGGUACCGACGCUGCGCAUGGCGGGGACCGGCCGCCAGAUCGUCCCGGCGGCGAGAAAACCAGAAACCAUCGCCCCCUCGGUUUUCGUCCCAGUCCAAGACUACCACCAGUGGUCUGAGACCCGCGCCGUACGGUACGCAGCUUCUCCUGGCGAGAUCACCCUGUAG
Molecule: messenger RNA, 558 nt
Organism: Dichomitus squalens LYAD-421 SS1
Lineage: Eukaryota; Fungi; Basidiomycota; Agaricomycetes; Polyporales; Polyporaceae
Exons: 2
Coding region: 1-558 (185 amino acids)
Source: RefSeq, a predicted model, not a curated record